AUGCAUACCGUAUGUUCCGGUGAGGAGGGUAAUGGCUCGUCAGUAGCGGGUCGAUCACAUGAGUUUAUGAAUUUGUUUUCAGAACUCUUAGAAGAUUGUAGAGAUGGUAUUGCUUAUAGAAGCUGUUGUCGGUGGGCUUUCCUGGUGAAGAAAUUGGUGGGUACAGAGGCUGUGAAGGGGUGUAAGUUGAUUUUGAUAGUCGUCGAGAGGUGUAGUCUCCAUCCUUUUUCGGACUCUCGGAACAGGUUGGAUCAGAGGUCCAGGCGGUCACAAGGAAGACAAGAAGGAAUGGAGAAUCAACACGGUGAACAUUAUGGCAGUGGGAGUUCAAAUCGGGUGGCUUCGGAUGUGGCUGGAGAAGAGGUCGUGGAUCCAGAAAAGGUCAGGAUGUUAAUGAAGUGUCCAACAGAAUGUCAUGUUACAUGUCACAUGUGUUGUGAGUUGAGAGAAGGCUUUGUACGUGACCGAGGUGAAGGUCGGGUGUCCGAGAAAAGUCGUGAUUGGGUGAAGACUUUGGAUGUGACCGAGGUGAAGGUUGGGUGUCUGGGAAAAGUCGGGAUUGUGUAUGGAGGACUUGGGAUGUGA
Lactuca saligna is the source of this 585-nucleotide messenger RNA. Lineage: Eukaryota; Viridiplantae; Streptophyta; Magnoliopsida; Asterales; Asteraceae. The record is from the annotation of a GenBank genome assembly.